Amorphotheca resinae ATCC 22711 is the source of this 1665-nucleotide messenger RNA. RefSeq lists its product as hypothetical. Gene Ontology annotation, biological process: siderophore biosynthetic process. The transcript has 2 exons. Lineage: Eukaryota; Fungi; Ascomycota; Leotiomycetes; Helotiales; Amorphothecaceae. The record is from RefSeq and is a predicted model, not a curated record. The coding region runs from base 1 to 1665 and encodes 554 amino acids.
AUGUCGCACGCCCACAGUGUCGUACACCUCCCCAAUGGGCAGAACUUGACCGUCAGACCCGUCUUCGGCGGCUUCUUCUUCAAACCCGAUGACCUCAAUGUCCAUACCAGCGUCUUCCCCGCCGGGUGGACCGUUAACCUCCAAUCUGAAGACUACUCCGACGAACAUCCUCAACCCGCCGAUGCGAAGGAUACGGAGCCCAGCGAUACACCAAAAGAGAAAAAGCGACACAUCCACCCGUUCAGGAACCCGACUCUCCACAAUGAUAGUCUCUUCAUAUCCUCUAUUUCGAAUCCCUCGAGCAAUGACUUCAAGGCCCCCGCGAGCCCCACCCGACAGAUCGCCAUGAUGCUCUGGGCGUCGCUCUACUGGUAUUUCCAUCAACCAGAACCAUCACCCUAUUUGACGACCGAGGCUUCGAAGAAGACGCCCGACGAAGGCAAGCCGAGGGGAGAAUGGCGAAUCAAUAUCAAGAGGGAGGGCGUAUUUCGGGGCCGAAACCUCAUCCAGAAACUCGAGCGGAUGGGCCUGAUCAUAUCUGAGGAUUCGACGGUGGGCCUUAAUCCGGAGGAGAGCGCACCCGAGGGUUGGUUAGAUAUGUUCAUCUCCAAGCGCGCAUUCUGGCAGUUACCUGCCAAACUGUUCCUCUUCACCCUCCUGCCUACAGACGGAUCGUCUUUCCCUGGCACUCCGUAUGGCAGCCGACCCAAUUCUCCUGUAUGUCCUACUGACGGAAAGGACUCGCCAAACAGGGCAGAUAAUCUGGAAUCGCCAUCACAAUUCAGCUGUCCAGGUCUUUGGUCGCCCUCCUCCGUAGGGCCCUUUGCGUCUGGGAGCCAUCUUCCAACAUACUUCCCACCGCCGCCUCUACAGUAUGCAAUAACAUCAGGGAUCCGACAUCCAAUAAGGCCAAAACCACCCCGUCAAGGGGAGUUAUUCUAUGUACGCUAUAUCCCCAGCGUCGGUCAGUAUCUUUCCUUCCGUACUGCUUCCCUUUCUCCCAAGCCCGUAGCCUACAAAGGUCCUGUAUCCACCUCGUCGGCCCCAUCGAAAACGCAUCAGACAGCGGCCUCGUUGUCCUCUCUUCCGGCCCACAUUGCAGCAGCCUCAAUUUCAGAGUCAAAGUCCCCGAUACCGACUCCGGAGACAGAAGAUACGACACUAAUGUCCGAUCUAAAACUUCUGCACAAGUGGAUGAACAAUCCCCGCGUUUCUAAAUUCUGGGGGUGUGCGGGCCCUGAAAGCACCCAGGAGGAGUUCCUUCGGGCUAAUCUCACCUCCAAAAGCUCCUUUCCAGCUAUUGGCAUGUGGGACGGCAAACCGUUCGGCUAUUUCGAAAUAUACUGGGUGAAGGAGGACAUCCUAGGUAAACACCUUGGAAACAGAGCUGGGGAGUUUGAUCGUGGAUUCCACGUGCUUGUUGGAGAAGAUGAGUUCCGAGGGAAAAAUCGGGUUAAGAUCUGGAGCACAUCGUUGGCACACUGGGCGUUUAUGCAAGAUUAUCGGACGAAUGCAGUGGUGCUUGAGCCGCGAGUUGAUAAUGUGAGAUUUAUUUCAACGCUUAAUGAAGCGGGCUUUUUGAAAGAGGGGGAGAUCACGUUCCCGCACAAACAAAGUGCGUUUGUGAAGUUAAGGAGAGAGAAUUGGGAGGCGCCUGCGCUGUGA